CCAAUGACAAGAUGAACGAGAAAAAUCAAGUCGUGCUACUGCUGGCAGUUGUCUUUGGCAUUAGCCUGAUAGCAGCGAAUACCAACAGAUUCGUACCCAAUACCUUAUCGACUGUCAGAUCCGACAAUGUAAGCCACGUACCGAUCCUUCCAAAGCUAAAUCGUGCCAAGCGUGUAGCUAUUUACAAUGGUCAAGGCGUUGUGAAGUUUGUCGCUGGCGUAGCGCAUCCCGUCAAGCAGGUAGACAAAGAUCAAUCAUUUUGGUUCUUCUACAAUGUACAAAAUCAAUGGAUACCCACAACAAUUCCCCUUUAUUGGUGGAGUUUUUGGAAUACUACAGCCUUUGUGAGCACAGCCCGUGAGUUGCGCAAAGGUUUGCAGUCUACAAUACAUCACGAUUCUACACGAACUUGGCUCUACGAUGCCAUCGAAACGGGCAUGGAACAUUUGCAGGGCAGCGAAAGUGGCACAACUUGCCUGCUGCGCAGUAUAUGCGAAAUAUCCCAACUGCCCUUCGAUGAUGUCAAUAUCUUUAGCGAGAUUCUCAAUGCAGUGCUGAUACCAACGAUGGAUAAUGUGGCCGAAAAAUACAUAAAUGCUAGAGACGCUGGUCGCGCUGGUGCCGAUUGCAUUAAAACUUACAACGAAUGCAGCCCAAGGGUUUGGGACUUUUUAACGCACGUCACGAAAAUAUCUAUCUGACAAUCCAAAAAGUAAAGAAAAUAUAUUAUGUAACAACUUUAAAAGAAAUGGCGUCAUGUUUGUUUUUUUAAGAGGGUGUGUCAUUGCCAAGCAAAACUAGGAAACCUCCGACACAGGCGGAAGCAUUUUAACUUAAUGAUGCACAAUAUAGCGCGAUCCCUUCCUGGGCUUGGCUGUGUCAGCAAUACCAUUGUUGGGCAUCAACAAUGCAUCCACGAUGGUCUAAACCUUCCUCAUCUUCCUCAUGGAGCGACGUCGCCACUCUGCCCAGGCCUCACAAACCAUCGGUUUCUUCCAGCAAAUGCAUUCGCUCAAUGGCAAAGCAUUUGGCUUCAUGCGAACACAUUCAGAGAAGGCGGGAUAAGGUGUCAACGGCUUGCUGCAGAUCAGUGGUCUCUUUGUCUUCACACAGUCUGGCGGAUUGCGCCCAGCUCUGUGGCAGCGUCUUUUGAAACGUGGACAAUCCAACUUCUCCUUAACCGUGCAGUCAACUGGCUGUGGGCAGGCAGUUUUUGGCUUGUUACGUGUGCGACGUCUCAAAGGAGCAGCCUUGAUAUUCUCAAAGCAACAAAUCUUCUUUUUCUUGAUCUGCAUGGGCGGACAGGCGACCCAGGUCUGCCAAUACUUUCGCUUGGCCUUGUCCGAUUCCACAUAGUAGAUGUCGUCGAAGCGCGGAUUAAAUGGACAAUAGGGUGCAUCCUCAUCGCAGAAUGGAUUAAGCCAGAUCGAUGGCGGCUUUGUCAUCUUAGCCUCGUUCACCUUGGGCUGGCGUACUAGCAAAUUUUCUGGUCGUCCACAUGGGAAUUCAGAGAAUUUACCCUGCUUGCACUUUUCUUUCUCAACAUUGCCCUUCUUACAUUUCUUUGACUUGAAACGUAGUGUAGUCGCGAGCUGAAGCUUAUUCACUUGAC
Messenger RNA from Drosophila nasuta, 1612 nucleotides. RefSeq lists its product as uncharacterized. Lineage: Eukaryota; Metazoa; Arthropoda; Insecta; Diptera; Drosophilidae. The transcript is spliced from 4 exons. The record is from RefSeq and is a predicted model, not a curated record. The coding region runs from base 12 to 701 and encodes 229 amino acids.